This is a messenger RNA of Dipodomys spectabilis (banner-tailed kangaroo rat), 2518 nucleotides long. It is a transcript of the gene Troap, whose product is annotated as trophinin associated protein. NCBI's taxonomy places the organism in Eukaryota, Metazoa, Chordata, Mammalia, Rodentia, Heteromyidae. The coding region runs from base 213 to 2396 and encodes 727 amino acids. The record is from RefSeq and is a predicted model, not a curated record. The transcript is spliced from 14 exons.
CUGUUCGGGAGGCUGGGGCGAGCUGGCCCGGCACGGCCUUUCUCGGGGUGGCGGCCAGGGAGCGGCCUUGCAGGCGCCGGGGGGCAUGUUAGACGCAUGGAUUUGUUCGGAGGCGGACGUCUGAAGAAUGUCAGCACGCAUACCCCGAGAAUUAGUUGACUUGAAUCCCCAAUCCUGCCUGCCUUUCUUUGCCCAUUUCUAUUGUAGUCGUCAUGACCACCCUCCAAGCCACAAAGCACCCCCGCCUCCGAGGUGUAUCUCCCACUCCUAGCAAGAUUCCCAUCCGCUCUCAGAGACGCCCGCCUUUCUCCACAGUGAAGCUGGACAUUCUGGACCAGGAGAACCAGGAUCCAAGGAGCCUGGUGCAGAAGCCACCACUCGGUAUUGAACGCUCCCUCGUUGACUCAGCAAGCCCCAAGUUGAAAGCCACACACCGAACAGAAAAGUCACAGAGUUUGGUGGGGAUUACUCAACCCCGGAACCCUUUGGAAGAGCUCAGGCCAAGCCCUGGGAGACAAAAUGUGGGGCCUGGGCCCCCUCCCCAGACAGGGGCUCCAGAGGCCAUAGAGUUUGUGGCUGACCCUGCAGCCUUGGCCACCAUCCUGUCAGGUGAGGGGGUGAAGAACAAUCCCCUGGGGCGCCAGUCUAGUCUGGCUCAAAGAGUACUGGUUCGAGGGAGCAAGGAAGGCACCACCCGGAGAGGUCAGAAUGCUCGGGCUUCUGCAUACCUAGCCCCCAGGACCCCCAUCCACCAACUGGACUCUGCUAGGGCUUCUUGUUUCUCAAGGUUGGAGGGACCGGGACCUCGAGGCCGGACUUUGUACCCUCAGAGGCUAGAAGCUUUGAAUCCACCUUCAGGAUCUUCCCUUCAGGCUACUCGUCCUAGCUUACAGGAGCUAAGAAGAGAGACAGGAGGCAGCAGCCGGACUUCAGUGAAACAGGUCUCAAGAUUGCUCUUGGAGACCCCUGUGCAACCUGUUUCCUCUCUCUCUGAAGAACCUGAGGUUAUCCCUCACUCUGAUGAAGGAGGAGGAGCCCUCCUGGGUUUGGCCCAGCGAGUACCCUUAAGAGAAACACAGGAGAUAACACAAACCAGGGUCAGUGGUGACUCUCACGUGAUGCCUUCCCCUACCCCCUUGGCCCAGCCUAUGCCUGGCCGUGUGGUACCACCUUCUGUUACCCACCCAUCACCCUUUGGACGGGCACAGCGCGUACCAUCUCCUGGCCUCCCAACUCUGACUCCAUAUUCAUUGUUGCGACGGCUUGCUGUUCGACCCAAAGUCCAAUUCACUCCCAUCCGAUCAGUCCCCAGAGUUCAGCAGGCCCGAUGGUCCAGUGGCCUCUCUCCUCAGUCUUGUCCUGGAGAGCCUGCCACACCCUGGGAGCAGAUUGCUGUACAGUUGUUUGACCAGGAUGGUUGUGUCAGGAUGCAGGAGAGGUCUGGGUGCCCAACUAUGUCAAAUCCUUCUGGACCACACCCAAGUCUAAACCCCAACCUCCAAGAACUAAGGAUGCAGCGCAUCAGUAUCCUGCAGCAGCUGUUGCAACAGGAGAUGGAGGGGCUGGCAAUGGGCAAGUGUGUUCCUGUUAAUGGAGGCUCCUCUUUGGAUAUGGUUGAACUUCAGCCUCUACUGACUGAGAUUUCGAAAACUCUGAAUGCCCCGGAGCAUAAUUCUGGGACAUCCUACCUUCCUGGACUGUCAAAGCAUUCUGGGCUGCCAGAGCCCUGCCUCCCAGAGGAGCGUGAGGAACCACAGCCCUUUUUUGGAGUAGAGGCUGAAAUGGCACAGCUUUGCCCUCCACCAGAGCCAGGGCCCCCAGAAUCUUGCUGUAGGAUUGGGCCAGAGACACCAGAGUUCUCCCAGGAACAGCCUGAGAUCCCAGAGCCUUGUACUUCAGCACUACCUGGACUCCAUCAGUCUAGUCCCCAUGAGCAACAUGCUGGACUCCCAGAGGCCUGCCCUAGGGUAGAGCAGGGAGCAUCAGUAGCCUACUAUUCCCUGGAACCUAAAAGCCCAGAUUCCAGCCUGUGGCUCCGCUGCAAUCAGGGGACACCGGCAACCACCAACCUGACUUUCUCUUCCCAACGCCCACUUUGUGCCAGCCCCCCUAUCCACUCACUUCAGUCUCAGAAGCCCCCGACAGGUCAGGCAGGUCCCAGCAGUCUGGCUCCUCGAACACUGGCCCUGAGGCAACGCCUCAAAGCCUGUCUCACUGCCAUCCACCACUCGCAUGAGGCCCGCCUGGAUGAUGAGUGUGCCUUCUACACCAGCCGGACCCCUCCCCCCGGCACCACUCGGGUCUGCACCAACCCUGUGGCCGAGUUGCUUGAAUGGCAAGAAGCCCUGCGUUUUAUUCCAGUUGGUUCUACGGCCUCUCAGGACUCUACAUCAUGAAGCUCCAGCCAUCACCUGCUCCUGCCCUUCUGAGCUCACCUUCUAGCCCAUAUUUAUUGUUGGACAACCAAUAGAACUCAGUGCUAACACCCUUUUUAACCUUUAAUAAAGUUUCCAAAGUA